Messenger RNA from Drosophila miranda, 1443 nucleotides. RefSeq lists its product as uncharacterized. Bases 578 to 1063 code for a protein of 161 amino acids. The transcript is spliced from 3 exons. The record is from RefSeq and is a predicted model, not a curated record. Lineage: Eukaryota; Metazoa; Arthropoda; Insecta; Diptera; Drosophilidae.
CAAAUGACAGUAAGUCCUGAUGUCACAGGGCACUCCCCAAAAACAGCCGCUGUUCCACGGCUAUUCCGUGCUUUCCACCUUCUUCGCAUUUACAGUUAAAGUCGAGCCACAGAGUCUGCAGCGAUACCGAAACGACCAGCGGCGCCCUUUGGCGCAGUUGUGGCCCACUACUACCUGCCUCAGCCCCCAGAAGACGAAUUUCAUAGGAAAACAAUUGAAAAAGGAAGAAGAAGAAGAGACCCCGGACUGGGGGUAGGGGUGGAACAGCUGUUCGUCUGAAAACGGCAUCUGGACAGCGUCUUCAGGAUUCUGGCGUCUGGUGCGAUGGAAAGACCGACAAGAUCGCGUGUGCCGUGGGGAAUGGGGCCUGCUCCGCCUCUGCCUGUACCGGCCCCGCGAGCCCCCUGCGUGGUGCCUGCCGCCUUCCUGCUGUUCUCGCGCCAGGAGUACAGCGAGGGGAACGGAACCACGACGACGAGCGGAUACCCUUCAAGGAUGUGGGCGAUGCGCACGCCCUAAACGUGUCGGUGGCGGAGCGGUGCAUCCACUGGACUGCCCAGCAACAUCUACUGGUCCGAUGCGGAGCCUCGUCUCAUCGAGGUCGCCCUCGUGUAUGGCAGCAGUCGUGCUCUUGUGGAAGGGGGUGGAGAAGCCGCGUUCCCUGGUCCUCGAGACGCGUCGCGGGUACAUGUACUUGAACAGAAUCGCCUCCGACUCCAUAAGCCGCGCCACGAUGAAUGGAUCCGAGGAGACGAGACGCCUCUACUGGAUGGCAACAAGUGUCAGGUACUGGUUGGCCGCUAGGACUACGUGUACUGGAGCGACUGGAGCACCGGGGACAUUGAUCAAGUCGGGCCAGAGCCGCAGCACCGCCAAGGACGUGCCCAGCAUCCCCCCCAGCUACGCCAGACUCCCCGAAUUUGCCGCUGCCGGUGUCCGGCAAGAAUCUCCAUGCCCAGCUUCUUGGGCGAACUCGCAGAAGCCUCGCAACAUUGCCGUACAUCCCAUGAAGGCGAGGCGUCUGCCUUCAGGCCAUCAUUCGUGCCCGAGUCGAUGGCAAUGAGGGUGUGGAGCUGGAAGGAGUCACGGCGCUGGCCCUGGACCAACAGUCCGAAGAAGUUAGAGACAUCAAUGGAAAGAACAAAAAAACCCUUGCUUACAUGCACAUCUCGCAGGUGAUCUCGCAUUGCUGCCUUGGGGAGAUUUGUGUACUGGCUGGACGAUAAGACCGGACUGGAGAGAAGCGCAAUCACACCUGUCUGCAUAGUCGUACAAAGUGUUUCCACAUCUGCAUGGCCAGCGAGGUGUGACACGCAGUAUUCACGACGUAUGCUCGUGCCUGAUUCUGAUGCUCUGAUGCUACUGGAGGACAAGGAGAACUACAGCGUAUAUUCGGCCAGAUAAUUUUAAGUGGCGGGAGUAGUGACAUGAACAACGACUGUA